AUGGCGCGUGGCAUGGAAGAAGAGUGGGAGGAUACGGGAAGGAGGGCCGUUGGGAUAGAGGGAGAGAGGGAGGCCCUGCUUUCCCACCCACUCAACCCCCCCUCUCCCCUCCCUCCCCUCAUCUCUUCCUCUCCUACAAGGCCAGCAGCCAGUCCAUCCACAACGUCGGUCAAGGCACCCCUCGGUACCGCCCUAGUCGCAGAACGUUAUAUUACCCCGCCUGCCCUUCUCAAAGCCCCAUUCCCCUACUUCCAAUCCCGAUUGUCCACCGCCGGAGUUUACACAUUGUCCGACCUCCUCAGACCCCAACAAUCGCCGCUGUUUGGUCUGAAUCUGGACUGGUCCGCGAUCCCUGUUGACCCCCAUCUCGCGCCGAAUUGA
Dacryopinax primogenitus is the source of this 381-nucleotide messenger RNA. RefSeq lists its product as uncharacterized. Bases 1 to 381 code for a protein of 126 amino acids. Lineage: Eukaryota; Fungi; Basidiomycota; Dacrymycetes; Dacrymycetales; Dacrymycetaceae. The record is from RefSeq and is a predicted model, not a curated record. The transcript has 3 exons.